UAUAUUUCCUAAUAAAAACUCCUGUGGCCAUAGAUGUAUAAAUGACAGAAAUCCACAAAGGGUUCUUAUCUCUAGUGGAAAUCAGGACCAUUCCAUGUGAUUUAGGUUGUUUGGAUCAUUAAAUUAAUUAAUUAGACACCAUCCUUUCCUAUUGCACUGCAGCAUCAGAUCCAGGUAUUUUCGUGAAGGAGAACAUUUUAACUUGUUCUUUGGCAAUCUCUCAAGAUCAAAUUUGUACACAGACACACUUCAUAUAUUCCCAAGAUGAUCGACAACGAGAUCACUUACACAACUGUGAGAUUCCAUAGGUCUUCAGAGUUGCAGAACCGAGCAAGGCCUGAUGGGACACAAAGGUCCAGAGAAGCUGGCCACAGAGAAUCGUCAACACCCUGGCUCUUCAUUGUGAUACCUCUCGGGAUCCUUUGUUCCGUUCUGCUGGUGACGGUGGCAGUGUUGGUGACACUCAUUUUUCAGUGUAGUCAAGAAAAAUAUGAUCAAAAUAACCUCGAUCAAAGCACUGUACAAAAUACCAGCGCCUCUAAUAAAACAUUGACAAAUAAGGCACCAGAGAAUGAAGGCUGCAAAAAUCAGGAGGAACAGAAGAGAUGCUGUGGGAAAACUAAAGCUGUUUUAGAUUACGGAAAGUACACAGGCAAAUGUGCUGAAGCACACUUGUUCUGCUGUGGUAUAAAAUGUUAUUAUUUCAUCAUGGACAAUAAACACUGGAGUGGCUGUAAACAGACCUGCCAGGACUGCAGCUUCUCCCUUUUGAAGAUAGAUGAUGAUGAUGAACUGAGUGCCAGCUACACCCGGAAAGGCAACUGUCUUGGGUUUGCUCUUUGGAACCCAGAAGUGAGACUACUUGAGAUGAGUAAUUGGAUGGCAGUGGAGAAUGUAACUGACCUCUGGGCCAAAGUGCAAAAUGGAGAUUAUAUGAGAAUCAUGGAAUUAUAUAAUUUUUCUGAUAAAUUUUUAUUUUCCUUACAGAUGUUUCUAAAGUACCAGCUUACUACAAACACUUUCUGGAUUGGAUUAUCUUAUGAAAUAAGUAAAAGCAAAUGGGGAUGGAUUGACAAUGGCACAUCUAAACUUGAUUUAAUGAAAUUAAAAUUAUUAAAAGAAAAUGGAACCUGUGCAUGUCUCAGUUUUAGAGGAAUACGUGAAGGCGACUGUGGUACAAAACGCCCCUGCAUCUGUGAAAAGAGAAUGGAUAGAUUUCCUGAUUCAGUGUACAGUAUGAAAGGAAAGUAAAAAAUGGAACAUUUUAUCAUCUUUGCUGGUAUCCUGUGAUGAUUUAUGACUGAAUUUUUUGACUACAGGACUCAGUCAGCUGAGCAAAUAUGGCAAUGAGCUGGAAAAGAAAGGAAUGUUCUGCUUAAAUCUAACUACACAGCACAAUUCAUCUUCCUUCCUACUAAAACACAGAACUUUCAUCUGGAGAACAAAUGCACUUUGUUCCAAGCCCUAAGGAAUCACUCCUUUGUUUCCUGAAUGUCACACAGAAACAAAUGCAGAACCUUGAUAAAUAGCACAACUAACUCAUCAUCACUAGAAUAAACCAUUUUAAUAUUCCACUGCUUGGAUAUCACAAUUAAGAACUAGGGUACACUUUUGGGGUUCUAUUUCUCAGUUGGUUG
Messenger RNA from Arvicola amphibius (Eurasian water vole), 1637 nucleotides. Its product is annotated as killer cell lectin-like receptor 2. Lineage: Eukaryota; Metazoa; Chordata; Mammalia; Rodentia; Cricetidae. Bases 265 to 1251 code for a protein of 328 amino acids. The transcript is spliced from 7 exons. The record is from RefSeq and is a predicted model, not a curated record.